Rubroshorea leprosula is the source of this 2095-nucleotide messenger RNA. NCBI's taxonomy places the organism in Eukaryota, Viridiplantae, Streptophyta, Magnoliopsida, Malvales, Dipterocarpaceae. The record is from the annotation of a GenBank genome assembly.
ACCACCAGGUGAAGAUUAAGCCGGAUGAUGUGCCAAAGACUGCCUUUCGCACCCGUUAUGGUCAUUAUGAGUUCAUAGUCAUGCCAUUUGGCUUGACAAAUGCCCCUGCCAGAUUUAUGGAUUUGAUGAAUCAGGUGUUUAGCAAGUACCUAGAUCAGUUCGUGGUUGUCUUCAUUGACGACAUUUUGGUCUAUUCUUCUAGCCAUGCUCUUCAUGAAAAGCACUUAAGGACAGUCCUCGAGACGUUGAGAAGGGAGAGGCUGUUUGCUAAAUUCAAGAAGUGUGAAUUUUGCCUAGAUAAUGUUGCAUUCCUAGGUCACGUUGUGACUAAGGAUGGAAGUUCUGUUGACCCCCAGAAAAUUGAGGCCGUGGUUGAUUGGAAAAGGCCGAAUAGUGUUGCAGAAAUCCGUAGUUUUCUGGGAUUGGCUGGUUAUUACCGUCGAUUUGUGGGAGAUUUCUCUAGAAUUGCUCUGCCCAUGACUCGUCUUAUCAGAAAGGACACCAAGUUUGAGUGGACCCCAGAGUGUGAGAAGAGCUUUUUGACCUUGAAGGAGAAGUUGGUCACUGCUCCUGUGCUUGCACUUCCAAUUAAUGGGGAAAAAUUCACUAUAUAUAGUGAUGCCUCUAAAAAGGGUUUGGGAUGUGUCUUGAUGCAAAAAGAUAUGGUUAUUACGUAUGCUUCUCGGCAGUUAAAGCCUUAUGAAGAAAAUUACCCUACCCAUGAUUUGGAGUUGGCAGCCGUGGUAUUUGCACUCAAGAUCUGGAGGCAUUAUCUGUAUGGUGAGACUUGUGAAAUCUUCACUGAUCACAAGAGCCUUAAGUAUAUUUUCACUCAGAAGGAACUCAAUAUGAGGCAGAGGCGAUGGCUUGAACUUUUAAAGGACUACGACUUGACCAUUAGCUACCAUCCGGGCAAGGCUAACAAGGUAGCAGAUGCGUUGAGUAGGAAGUCCUCUGACACUGCCUCUAGCAUCCUUGCCACUCAGAAGGAGUUACUUGAGGAUCUUGUGAAACUGGAUGUGGAGUUGAGAGUGGACAGCACUACAGCUUAUCUAGCUGCUCUUAAGGCACAAUCGGCAUUAAUAGAUAGAAUUAAACUUGCCCAACAAAAAGAUUCCUUCUUGCAGAAGAUGAAGGAAAAAGUAAGAGCCGGGGAACCCUACAUGCAAGAAUUCAGGAUUUCCGAUGAUGAGAUUCUAUGGUUUGGUGACAGGCUGUGUGUACCCAGGGAUCAUGCCUUAAGGCGUGAGAUUAUGGGAGAUGCCCAUUGUACUAGCUAUACAAUUCACCCAGGGAGCACCAAGAUGUAUCGUGAUUUACGUAGUACAUUUUGGUGGCGAAACAUGAAGAGGGAGAUAGCUAGAUUUGUCUCACAAUGCCUGACUUGCCAGAAGGUCAAGGCUGAACAUCAGAGACUUCCUGGAAAACUGCAGCUGUUACCUAUUCCUCAGUGGAAGUGGGAAAACAUCACCAUGGACUUUGUGACUGGAUUACCACGAACCUUAAAGGGUAAUGAUUCCAUUUGGGUCAUCGUGGAUCGAUUGACCAAAUCGGCUCACUUCUUACCCUACCGGACUGGCACCUCCAUUGAAAAGCUUGCUAGUAUGUACAUGGAGGAGGUAGUCAAACUACAUGGAGUCCCUGUGUCUAUUGUGUCAGAUAGAGAUACCAGAUUUUUGUCUCAUUUCUGGACUAGCUUACAGCAGGCACUCGGUACUCAAUUAAAUUUCAGCACGGCCUUUCAUCCUCAAACUGAUGGGCAAUCUGAGAGAACUAUUCAGAUACUUGAGGACAUGUUGAGGGCUUGUGUUCUAGAUUGGAAGGGUUCAUGGGAUCAACACUUAUCCAUGGCUGAAUUUGCAUAUAACAAUAGUUAUCAGUCCAGCAUCCGCAUGGCACCGUUUGAAGCUUUGUAUGGUCGAAGGUGUAGAUCACCUGUUUGUUGGACAGAAGUGGGCGAAAGGAGCAUUUUAGGCCCAUAAUUGGUGCAACAAUCUUCUGAGAUUGUGCAGUUGAUCAAGGAACGCCUUCGUGCUGCACAAAGCAGGCAGAAAAGCUAUGCGGAUAGAAGGAGACGAGACCUUGAGUUUGAAGU